AGGCGAUGGGCCAGGUGGGCUUUAACUGAGGGUGGCUGCCGGGGGCAGAUGCGGAGGGGACCCUGGCCUGACUUCAUGUACAGUUUCUCCUCCCAAACCUCUGCAGACCCCAAACCUACCGGGGGGCAGCGCGAGAUGGGUCCCCCCCACGUCCCUCUGCAUCUGGACAUCAGUUCCCUCAGUCCCACCUCUGGUUAGAGGAGGGACCCCUGGCCUCAGUCUCCCCAAAUGUUGAGUGGCCGCGCGGGGCCCCUCCCGGAGGACGGAGGCGAGUGCGCGCGGCCGUGGGCGGAGCUGCUGCGCGCUGCGAGAGCGGAUCUGAACCCCGACGGAGAGCUGCCGCCGCUGCCCGCCUUCCCCGGCCCGGAAUCUGGACGCGGUCCCGAGCGUGCCGCGUCCCCCGAGGUGUUCACCGUGGGACCCCACACCUUUUCCUGGACGCCCUUCCCGCCGGCCCCGAGCGGAGGCGGGGGCUCAGGCCGUUGCUACAAGCUGCUCCUUGGGGCCGGGGGGCGCCCGGGGUCCCCUGCCCGGUCCCCGCAGCGAUGUCUGGGGCCUGAGCCCCGCGGGACCCCCGGCGCCCGGGAGCGACCGUGGGAGGCGGCGCCGACCCUGCGGACCUGCCCCAUGUGCCAGACCGACUUCGCCCCCGGGCUGGCCCAGCUGGACAUCGACAACCACCUCGCUCAGUGCCUGGAGGGGAGCGCAGAGGACGUGGUGUGGUGACUGACCUGACUCCACCUGCCAGAACCGUUUUGGAAGCUGCCUACUAAAAAACGUGUCCGUGUGGACUGCUGGCGUCGUAGGUAGUUCGUCUUGAGGCCGAAACACAGGGUCCUUUCUGGCUUUCGGGAAGCGGGGUGCUUUCCUGUAGUCGGAAAUGGGCAGAACCCCUCGGCGGGCGGACCCAGGCCCGCGCAGAUGAGCGGAGACUCUCGCGAGCAAACUAGGCAUCUGUCCCAAAGUCGGCCAUGUCUACAGACAGGUGGACGGGUGGGGGGCAGUGCAUUCUCCCGCCUACGCGGACUCCGCUCGCACCGUGUUUUAAUUCCCCGGAUGAACUUGUUCCUUGCACGGCGCAGACUGCUACAGGGUGAAGAGAAUCACUGUGAGGCACCCCGGACCUCGCCGACGGGCAGCGUCUCCUCCAGUGGGGAACUUCAGGGCAGGGAACGGGCCAGGCGCCACCGGCAGUGGGCAGGCCGGUCUGCCGGAACAUUCUGCACCAGCCCUGUGUUGUUCGGGCUUCCAGGGCAAGUG
Felis catus (domestic cat) is the source of this 1260-nucleotide messenger RNA. RefSeq names its product FA core complex associated protein 20 (gene FAAP20). Lineage: Eukaryota; Metazoa; Chordata; Mammalia; Carnivora; Felidae. The transcript is spliced from 4 exons. The record is from RefSeq and is a predicted model, not a curated record. Gene Ontology annotation, biological process: DNA damage response. Bases 229 to 726 code for a protein of 165 amino acids. Gene Ontology annotation, molecular function: K63-linked polyubiquitin modification-dependent protein binding; ubiquitin binding.